AUGGCAUUUACCAACCUCACACUCCUCCUAGAGGCCGUCGCUGAUCAAGAGGGUAGCGGGAAUAUUAUCUGCUAUCCUCCCCAAAACACGACCAAGCCCAAGUCAUAUUCUUACCACCAGCUGCUGCAGGCCGCCCAGAAGGCCUCAUGGGCACUGCGAUGCAAACAAGAGGUGUUCCCUCGAGGCCGGGUGAUUCUCAUCCACUUAGACACUCACUGGGAAAGCAUAGUCUGGUUCUGGGCCGUCACACUGGCCGGCUGUAUUCCAGCUAUGUCAACAUCGCUGUCCAACAACCCGACAGCGCGCAUAUCACAUUUGGAGCAUUUAACUACCACCCUAAAGCAUCCCGGCUGUCUGACUACAGCUGCUAAGCUGUCUGAAUUUGGAGGACAAGAUGAUAUCACGCCCAUUGCUGUGGAGUCGCUAGACAUGGACAACGCCCCGAUCGCAGAGCUGCUCGAUGUGUAUCGCGACGCCAAACCCGCUGACAUCGCCAUCCUGAUGCUCACAUCUGGUAGCACCAGCCACGCCAAGGCGGUCAUUCUCACCCAUAAACAGAUAUUCACAGCACUGGCUAGCAAAUAUAAGGUCGUGCCACUGCCCGAUGAGACCUCGUUCUUGAAUUGGGUCCGCUGCGACCACGUUGCGGCUAUUUUAGAAAUCCACCUGCAAGCUCUGUUCGCACGUCAAGACCAGGUACAUGUGCAAGCGGCGGAUAUCUUAUCGCACCCACUCGCAUUCUUGGAUAUUGUCAAUCGUCAUCGCGUUUCCCGUACCUUUGCGCCCAACUUCUUCCUCGCUCGCAUCCGGGCCGCACUCGAAGGCCAUGGCGACCGCUGCAUCGCAUACAACUGGGAUCUUACCUGUCUGCGGUAUAUUGCCUCAGGUGGCGAGGCGAACGUCACCAAGACUGGUGCUGCAGUGGCAAAGUUGCUCGCUCGGUAUGGUGCCCCUGAGACCGUCAUUGCUACGGGCUUUGGUAUGACAGAAACAUGCGGUGGCGCCAUCUACAACCUAGACUUCCCUAGAUACGAUCUCGACCGAGGUCUUGAGUUUGCAUCUACAGGAAAGUGUAUGCCGGGUCUGAUUAUGAGGGUCACCACUGUCGCGGACCAUACCAUCGCACCGACUGGGGUUGUGGGCAACCUCGAAUUGACAGGGCCGAUCCUUUUCGAGGGGUACUUCAACAACUCAGCCGCAAACGAGCAGUCAUUCACCAGCGAUGGAUGGUUCCGGACGGGCGAUCUGGCUUCUAUGGAUGACCAAGGCAAUCUCCACAUGAUGGGCAGGGCUAAAGAAGCUAUGAUCGUCAACGGCGUCAAGUACAGCCCGCAGGAGAUUGAGACUGCGCUAGAUGAGCCAGGCAAAAUUCCUGGCCUGGUUCCGAGCUUCACAUGUUGUUUUUCCUCAUUUCCUGCAGGUGGUGACACAGAAGUAAUCUGCGUGGUGUACUUACCAAGCUAUGCCCCAGACGAUAGCACCGCGCGAGCCACAACAGCCGAUGCCAUCGCGAAGAUUGCGAUGAUGUCUACAGGCUCCAGACCACAGGUUUUGCCUCUUGAAAGGUCGCAACUGCAGAAAUCCGCUCUGGGCAAACUAUCACGAACCAAAAUCAAGAUGGCGUUUGAGAGAGGCGAGUACGGCACAAAUCAAGAGAUUAAUUCGCAAGCAAUCAAACUGCACCGGGCGACCUCCCAUGUCCAUCCUGCAAACGAGCUGGAAAAGCACUUGCUCACUCUUUUCAUCGAGUCCCUCGACCUUCCCGAGGAUGAGUUUGACGUGCGGUCCUCUCUCUUCGACAUGGGCGUCACAUCGGUGGAGCUCAUCAAGCUCAAGAAGUCCAUUGAAGAGAAACUGGGUCUCUCGUAUGAAAUCCCCAUAAUCACCUUGAUGGUGAACCCCACUGUCCGCGACCUUGCCAGCGCGCUGGAGGACCAGCAUGGUCAUCAUAAACGAGACGAGUAUAAUCCUGUGGUGACUCUGCAGGCUCAUGGAGACAGGGCACCACUGUGGCUUGUGCACCCAGGAGUAGGCGAAGUUCUUGUCUUUCUUAAUUUGGCAAAAUUCCUGGUUGAUCGAAAGGUCUACGCUUUACGUGCGCGGGGGUUUAACGAAGGCGAACAGCCUUUCGAGACGAUUACGGAAGUUGUCAGCACAUACCAUGCCGCCAUCAAACGAAAUCAGCCGCGUGGGCCGUAUGCACUGGCUGGGUAUUCAUAUGGCACAAUGCUGGCCUUCGAGGUGGGCAAAGUGUUGGAGAGCCAUGGGGAUGAGGUGCGUUUCCUGGGCUCCUUCAACCUACCGCCUCAUAUAAAGUCCCGCAUGCGACAGCUGGACUAUAAAGAAUGCCUGCUGCAUCUCUCGUACUUUUUGGAUUUAAUGACCGAAGAUCGAGCGCGGGAACUGGCAGCAGAAUUGCAAGGUGCAACUCGGGAAGCAGCUCUUGCGAAGGUGAUGGCGGAAGCCAAUCAGGAUCGGCUCAUCGAACUGGCCUUGACACCUGAUGCUCUGACAAAGUGGGCAACCCUAGCCUUCGCCUUACAGAGGAUGGCUGUUGACUAUGAUCCCACCAGCUCCAUUGCUAGCAUUGAUGUCUUCUACUGCAAUCCUCUGGCCGUGGCGGCCUCGUCUAAGGCUCAGUGGCUCAGUGAAUAUUUGAGUCAGUGGAAACAUUUCUCGCGCGCCCCGCCGUGCUUCCACGAUGUUGGAGGUGCCCAUUACACUAUGUUAGGGCCAGAACAUGUCUUUGGUUUCCAAAAGACAUUACGAAGUGCGCUUGAUGCAAGGGGGAUUUAG
This is a messenger RNA of Penicillium vulpinum, 2796 nucleotides long. RefSeq names its product non-ribosomal peptide synthetase. Gene Ontology annotation, biological process: biosynthetic process; secondary metabolic process. The transcript has a single exon. Lineage: Eukaryota; Fungi; Ascomycota; Eurotiomycetes; Eurotiales; Aspergillaceae. Gene Ontology annotation, molecular function: CoA-ligase activity. The record is from RefSeq and is a predicted model, not a curated record. Bases 1 to 2796 code for a protein of 931 amino acids.